UAAUCCAAGUGCCCCAAAACUAAUUAGUGUUAUUUUUGUUGUCCGUGAAACAACUGAACCGUAACUAAAUUACACAAAAUGGCUUUGGAACGUCAAGUUCGUGCAAAGAUCGCCGGCAAGCGUGACCUGGAAAAGGACAAAGAAGCACAGUACUGGAUCGAGGAGGUCCUGCAGGAAAAGUUCCCGGUCGGUGUCCUGUACGAGGAUGCCCUCCGGGACGGGCUGGUUCUGUGCAAACUGAUCAACAAGCUGGCUCCCGGUUCGGUGGCCAAAAUCAACACCUCCGGCACGCAGUUCAAAAUGAUGGAAAACAUCAACCUGUUCCAGCAGGCCAUCAAAAAGUACGGCGUCCCCGAUCUGGACGUAUUCCAGACGGUGGAUCUGUACGAGAAGAAGGACAUUGCACAGGUCACCAGUACGAUAUUCGCGCUUGGACGAGCGUGCUACAAACACCCGGAAUUCAACGGACCGUUCCUCGGACCGAAACCGGCGGACGAGUGCAAACGUAACUUCACCGAAGAGCAGCUGAACGCCGGCCAGAGCAUCAUCGGACUGCAAGCCGGAACGAACAAGGGAGCCACCCAGGCCGGCCAGAACAUAGGCGCCGGUCGUAAAAUCAUUCUCGGAAAGUAAACACAACCUGACUGGGAUUAGGCCUAGCGUAUGUGCUUUUGUUUAUUUGGUUUUGGGGUCGUCGAUUGAUGGUCGAUUUUGCAAUUUUAUACUUUCCGUUUUUGCCGUUUUUUGUCGCUUACGAAUAACGCAAACGAUGCGAAAAUCAAAAGAAUUCAUAAUGAAGAGACUACCCUAUUAUGUAUUAUCGUUAAUGGUGAUCGGUUUAAAAAUUUGUCUCCAAUAAUCCAGUACGAUCAUUGUACCUAUACGUAGUGUAAGCUGAAAGGUGUUUUUCGUAUUUC
Messenger RNA from Sabethes cyaneus, 917 nucleotides. It is a transcript of the gene Mp20, whose product is annotated as muscle-specific protein 20. The transcript is spliced from 3 exons. Bases 79 to 633 code for a protein of 184 amino acids. Gene Ontology annotation, molecular function: protein binding. The record is from RefSeq and is a predicted model, not a curated record. Lineage: Eukaryota; Metazoa; Arthropoda; Insecta; Diptera; Culicidae.